AUGCCGGAACUCACUGCGAGGGCAGAGAACUCCUGCAAGCGAUGCUAUCGCAGGAAAAAACGCUGCGACAAGACCUUGCCCCAGUGUCAUGCCUGUAAACGCGCCAAGGUCUCGUGCAGCUUUCUCGACGAGGAGGCGCCGGUAGCAUCUUAUCCAGUUGCCUACGUACGCGACCUAGAGCGCCGAGUCAAAGAGCUGGAGCAGCAGCUCGCGUCUUCGCUGACGCCCCAGGAUUCACAAAACGACCCGGUGUCGCAUCCCUGGGACCAAGAUGCCGUUGAUAUCCCACUAGUCGAUGAGUUUGUGGCCUCCGAACAUGUCGCAAACAACUCGCCGCCUCUUGUGCAGCCUGUGGACAUGGUGAUACCUCCCAGGCAGAAGCCGGACAACCUAUCAGAAGAGCUGCGACUGCUGUCGCUGGAGGCAGCAGCAGAACGCUAUCUCGGAUCCUCUUCAGGGCUUUCGUUUGCCAAACUUACCCAGACGGUUCUUCGCCGGUUGUCGCCAGACCAGGAUGGCUUUGUCUUUGCGGGCGAGAACAGCGAAGACAGCGACGCGCCCCGUCAAGAUCCAGACUGCGACAUGGACCCCGUGUUGAAUAUCAAUCCGAUCUUCUUCGAGAUGAACACUUCACUCACCAGUCCGCUGCCCUUGAAUUCGCUAUUCGGGAACGGGAACCCGCCUGUUGAACUGGAAGACUGCGAGGACGCAGAUGCAAUGGAGCUCGCUUUGCUGGACCCGGGCCAUAUCAGCUACCUCUUGGAAUUCUACUUUGCACACUCGCACACCCUGUAUCCGAUAAUCCGAAAGACCGACGUUGAAGAGGUCCUCUGGAGGAUCUUUGCUGAUCCGCUGGAUCCCCUGGCCCAGUCUCCGCUGUGGCAGUUCAGGGUAUGGAUGAUACUGGCGAUUGGGUCGACGACGUAUUGCUCCGUCUCUUUGAUGGAUGAGAGUGAGCCCGUGCGGUUUUUUAACAAGGCCAUGUUUUACUUUGAGCCGGCAAUGGGGUGCGGCGACUUGGCCGGCCUGGAGGUUCUGAUGCUGCAGGUUUCUUAUUCUUUUUUUAAUAAAAUCGGGCCCAAUACGUGGUUCUUAGUGGGCGUGGCUGCUCGCAUGGCAACGGGGAUGGGGCUGCACACCGACGAAGUAUACCAGACUCUGGCAGUCGACGUCGCUGAGCAGCAGAAGCGGAUAUUCUUCUCUCUGUAUAUGAUGGAUCGGUAUCUCUUCUACCUUUAUCCAUUUGCCGAUGCCGAAGAUAAAAACAUAAACCCCGACGCAAUCACCCCCUCCAGCAAUCUCGAGCCAUCCACCAUGGCCGUCCCACUGCACAUCCUCGCCCUACGCAAGAUCGCCAGCGACAUUGGCAGCCAGAUCCACUCUUCAAAGUACAGCGAGCGCCAGAGCCUCGAAGCAAGAGACCAAACUAUCCAGCAGCUCCACAAACGCCUGGUCGAGUGGCGCCGGAGCAUGCCCUUCCCCUUGCCCGAUCUCCAGUCCAAAGUGCCUCAUCUCUGCACCAGCUGGUUCGACCUGAACUACUACACCCACGUCAUCAUGCUCUACCGGCCCUCGCCUCUAAGCCCAGUGCUAGACGUCUCGAAAAUGAAAAUCCUCGCAGAAGCAUCCGACAUGGCGAUCCGGCAGGCAAUCAACCUCCACCGCCAGCGCCGCUUUGCUUACAACUGGCUCAAUCUCGUGGCUGUCUUCAACUCGACACUGUCUCUUAUGUAUACCUCUACUGCCGCAUUAGCAGACGACAGUCUCUCGUUGGCAAGGGACCAGAGCAGGGCGAUUGCGGGCCUGGAGCUGGCGGUGGAGUUGUUGGAUUCGUUUAGUACGAAGUUUCCUUCUGCGAGGAAGAUCCAGACUAUGAUCCGGACUGUCAUAGCAAGGCUCAAUGUAUAUACCCUGUUUUCGUGGCCAGAGCCGGAGAACUGGCGUGCAGCUGCUGGUGUCUGUCAGCAGUCGUGA
Aspergillus puulaauensis is the source of this 1974-nucleotide messenger RNA. RefSeq lists its product as uncharacterized. Bases 1 to 1974 code for a protein of 657 amino acids. Gene Ontology annotation, biological process: positive regulation of transcription by RNA polymerase II; DNA-templated transcription. The transcript has 5 exons. The record is from RefSeq and is a predicted model, not a curated record. NCBI's taxonomy places the organism in Eukaryota, Fungi, Ascomycota, Eurotiomycetes, Eurotiales, Aspergillaceae. Gene Ontology annotation, molecular function: DNA-binding transcription factor activity, RNA polymerase II-specific; sequence-specific DNA binding; zinc ion binding.